AUGGCUAAUCGUAGAGGAAAAGAUUUGAUUCAUAGCGACGGAUCGGAUAUCAAUUUCGACGAUUCUUCGUCUGUGGAAUCAGGUGGUGGAAUCGUUGGAAACAGUUCUUCGACGGGAGAUGACGGCGGUUCGAGGAGUGAGGUUGGACUUACGGAGCGGUUGACGGAUAUUAUUGUCGAUGAAGGCGACGGCGAUCUGUUGAUUCAGCAAACUAAUUGUGAAGACCGGUUGAUGGAUUGGCUGCAGGCUCUUGAUUUGCAAGUUAUUGGAGCGUGUCGAGCUGACGAGCGGUUGAAGCCUUUGUUGAAGAUGAAUGCUGGCUCUGGAGUUUCUGAAGAUCCGUUAUUGGCUCAGUUGAUUCAGCAUUUUGAGCCAUCGGAGGUUGGUAUGUUGGCUAGAUGCUUUUGCUUGCCUCUUGUUUCUAUCCGCGUUGGGAAGAUCAACAAGGACGGAACUCGCCUAUGUCCUACUGCUAAUAGGGGUAGCUUUACACUUGCUCUACUUCCAAGCUCUGAUCUUCGUCUCUCAUUCAUUGGGGAUGAUGGUAAAACAGAGAGAUUAUUUACUCUUUCUAGCACAUCCCAAUGCUCUGCUGUUGUGGUUGAGGGAAUCCCAUCUGACAGCUCCGGUCGAUCCUUCCAUGUUACUACUCCUGAUGACAGAUCUUUUUUCUUCUGGUGCUCUGAAAAGUCUAAACUGCUAGGAGUUGAAUUACUUGCAAAGAUGAAGGAUUUACUCAAGAGGAAACCCUCAAUUGCUGAAUUGAGUGGUAUUAGUAAGUCACGGCUUGAUUGUUUUGCUACUCAGCUUCGUGCUUUUCUUGUGGGGUCAACAGCUGGAGGGAGUCAUGAUGGUUCAGCUUAUGCUUCAAUGUCUGCCAAUUCCACAACAUACUGUGAUGUUGCCUUUGAAAAUUCACCCUCUUCAUCAAAAUUUCCUCGAUCUCGACAUAUUGUACAGACAACAAAGGGAGAUUCAGUGCUUUACCAGAGUAUUCUUAGUCCAAGGUCAAGUUCUUUUAAAGAGGUUCCGCCAAGAAACUUGUCUUCCCAUAGGAUUGCUGCUAGGGAGAAGAUUAAGCGCCGCGGUGAAAACCAGCAGCUAGCAGCUGACAACUUGGAUUUAUCAUCCACUUCUGAUCACGACAAAGCUUUGGAAGUAACUAAAACUCAUGCAUUCUCUCCAAAUUUUAUGGGAUCAGCAGGAAUGUUUAGUGUUCCAUCAAGCCUUGGAGCGGGUGGGGGUGGGGGUGGGGAAGUCCCACCUGUGGCGUCGCCUCUUUUUUCUCCCUACUAUUGUUGGUGUCCACCUGGGAUUUCUUCUACCUUUCCAUCAAUUGCAGCACUUCCACAAUCUCCCAUGUCAUUUACUGGAUCACAGCCACUUGCCUCUGGGACCUCUCUACUACCCAACACCUUCUCAUCUAGCCUGUUUCAACCAAUGCAGCCUCUCAAUCUUGGGCUAUCUUGUGCAAGAGAGACUCUAAGGUUGCUGAUUAGUGGUUCCAGCCAGGGUAACCAACAACAGGUUAUGAUGAACCCAUUACCAGUAAUUUUGACCAAUCUGGAUGAAAAACAAAACAAUGUACUUGUUGCUGGCAGCCGUGGGCUUUACACAGGAACUAGAGAUAUAAAUGUUAUUGCAAACAGCAUUGCUGCUAUGGGAUUAGUAUCAUUAUCUGGGGUAUCCUCCAAUGGAGACAAUGAAGGUGAUUCAGAGGUAUGUGGCAACUUUGGGAUUUUGGAAGCAAUGAAGAAAUCAAAAGACGCAGGUGGUGCCUUUUCGGACGAGGGCGGACCGCCCUCUUUAGAUUCCAAGUAG
Molecule: messenger RNA, 1821 nt
Organism: Vicia faba (fava bean)
Lineage: Eukaryota; Viridiplantae; Streptophyta; Magnoliopsida; Fabales; Fabaceae
Source: the annotation of a GenBank genome assembly